Molecule: messenger RNA, 1324 nt
Organism: Drosophila erecta
Lineage: Eukaryota; Metazoa; Arthropoda; Insecta; Diptera; Drosophilidae
Product: activating signal cointegrator 1 complex subunit 1
Exons: 4
Coding region: 189-1244 (351 amino acids)
Biological process (GO): regulation of DNA-templated transcription; DNA alkylation repair
Cellular component (GO): nucleus
Molecular function (GO): RNA binding
Source: RefSeq, a predicted model, not a curated record
UUGAUUUUAGUACUUAAAUAGGUAGGUGCCAUCACUAAUAUUCAUUCGUGUUUGGUAUUUAUGAAAGUAGUGCCUAAUAACCCAAAGUAAAGAUUCAUCAUUGCCGGCUUGUCGUCGUUCAUUCAAAUUACAUUUGAUUUCGAGAUAUCCCCGUAAUUAUAACAGCGUCCUGAAUAUUUUCAAUCACCAUGAGUCGCGAAGUGUUAUCACCGUCCGUCCAAAGGAUGAGUCAGAACAGGCGCUAUAGAGUCAACGUUGUUCACGACGACUUCGGUGGCGCCAAGUGGAAUAGUCAAAACAAACUGGCUACACCAGAAAACAAAGCCUACGAGGAGCCAGAUCUUUAUGGUGAUGAUGAUGACGAGGACGAUGAGGCUCUCAAAUAUAUUGAGGAGUCAGCAAGUGGCGAUUUUAGUCUUUCUAUUCAUGUGUCCAAAUCAUUUUACGGUGGACUAAUAGGCAUGAAAGGAUCUACGAAGCGCCGCAUCGAGGAAGAGACCCGAACAGAGAUCUAUGUUCCACGUCAGAACGAGAAGUCAAACGAAGUGACUAUCAGGGCCAAGCAACGCAAUCAACUAUGCGCUGCACUGCGGCAAAUCCGCCAUCUCGUAGCCUCCUUACGUAAAAAAAUGAAACCCACACACUUUUUGGCACUGGCUCUAAACUUUGGAGAAGUCAAGGAGCGUUUUGUGGAGCUAAAGAAAUGCAUUUUGGAGGCCGAGUUGCCAGGCAUCGAUGAGGAGCUAUUCAUAUCGGAGUGCUGCAUCCAUAUUACCUUAGGUAUCUAUGUGCUGCUAGAUGACGGUGAACGCCAAGAAGCCCUCCGGAACCUGGAAUCCUGUCGUCGCUUACUGGAUGGUUCAAAAACACCUUUCGAAGUAAGAGUUAAGGGCCUGGAGAUUAUGAACGACGAUCCAAGCUCUACUAGCGUUCUAUAUGCCCGCAUCGAGUGCCCGGAUCUACAGAAGUUUGCGGAUAACUGUCUGGCCCACUUUCAGACUACAGGCUUGUGCGCUACACACCAUAUUGAACGUAAAUCCAUUAAACUGCACAUGACCGUGAUGAACAAACGCUACGCCAAUGAGGCAAUGAAGUCCGGUAACAGCUUUGACGCCCGCGAGAUUCUUAAGCGCUUUGGAGACUUCGAUUUCGGAGUAGCCCAGUCCCAGGCUGUGCACCUGUGCGUCUUAAAAUCGCGCGGCGAGGAUGAGUUCUAUAAGAAAACCGGUAGUCUCGAGUUCUAAGAACAAUUGAAACAGCGAUUUUUAUGUUUUAAUAAGAACAUUUCAAAAUGCCUCUUUAUAAAAAAAACCUUGGUAACUAA